Messenger RNA from Seminavis robusta, 753 nucleotides. Lineage: Eukaryota; Bacillariophyta; Bacillariophyceae; Naviculales; Naviculaceae. The record is from the annotation of a GenBank genome assembly.
AUGAGGGAAACAUGGAUUGCCACUAGUGCACUGGUCAGUCCUGAGGACAUCCAAGCAUUUAGAGAAUUCCGUUUGGAUUGGCACAAUCUCAUUCCCAGGGGCAUUGAGUCGCCGGAGAAGCUAGCAGCCACAGAAACCGAAGUGACGAAAGCACUGCUUCAGUUUGAAGACAGUAUCAGUGACAACAUCUGUGCGCUUCAGGACAAGGACCACGCCAGUUGCAUCCGAGAUCCCAGCUGCACCUGGAUCGAGGAUUCCAAGAGUUCUUGUCGAGUGUCCAGUGCUCAAGACGACAAACAGUUCACACUGCCUCGGGACGAACCUGCUGAAGUGUGCCAUAAUGGGAGUCCUUUGGUACUGCGAAAGAUUUCUCAGGUCCAUUGGGAGCCGCAAUCCACUUGGGAAGGAUGCACUUCCUUCUCGCCGCUGCGUGUGUUGCGCAUUGAAUUGAACAGCAACGCCAAAGACAUGUUCUUUCACUUUAUGCGCAACUUCUUAAAGCCAUUCAUGUACAUGGCUCACCGCGACCAAUACUUGUCGGACAUGGACAUGCCGAACGUCAUUGUAUUGACCGCCAAAACCAAAUUCCUUCGCUGGUUCGCACUCUUUACUGAUUACUGCCCUCGCUUGGAAGCGUCGAUUCCAGUUGGCGUUUGUGUUUGCGAAACGGGCGCUGUGCGGUACACGACAGAAGGAUCGUCUGGAAAUUGGUGCAUUCCUGAGGAUACAAGCUCAAGUUGUUGCGCCGAGUAG